CGGCAUUCCUGCACAGACCAGCUGUGGUCACACCUCGCUCAGCAACAUUGCUUGGUGUUAAGGAUACACAGCAUCCAGAAAGUGAAAACGUCAAGAGCCAUCCUGUGAAUUUACCAAUUAAUAAAAAAAAAGGAUUGCGCGAUUUUAGGAUGUGUAAGUGAGGUCCGCAACGCCAACGAUUGCAGGUAAAUAGAUACGGACCAACCAGGUAGCCCGGGAGGCUCGGAAUUCGGCCAGCGGAGUCUCACUUAAGGGGUGGUAAACAAACGCCGGCAAUCGUACAGUCCCGGUCGCGAAAAUAUAGCCACGAUGUUGGCCCAAUCGGUCUACCUGAAGGUAACCCGCCUCUCGCUGCGCUCCGCCUCGAAUCUCUCCAAGCGCCGCGUCGACGAGCUAAACGCGGGGAUCGGGGAGCUGCGCCAACUGCUGUCCUGCGUAGUCUGCUGUCAACUCCUGGUAGAUCCCUUCUCGCCGAAGGGCAAGCGGUGCCAGCACCACGUCUGCCGGCUAUGCGUGCGCGGCAAGAAGCGGCUCUUCCCCAGCUGCACGCAGUGCGACGAGUGCUCUGACUUCAGGACCUACGAGGAAAACCGCAUGUUGGGCACCCAGCUGCUCUGCUACAAAACGCUGUGCGUCCACCUGCUGCAUUCCUCGUUGUUCGGCCAGCUGGCCGGGCUGAGGCCCCUGGUGGGCCGCGAGCUGGUGCCGCGCAUAAAGCUACCGCCCAAGACCACACAAGAGUUCAUCCGGGAGGGCUCCCAGAUCUCGGACACGUUCGACACCUUUUUGCCCGAGCCGGACCUGCCCUUUCUAAAAGACCAGCCCACAUCGCUGCCCGCCGAGACGCCGCCCACAACGGCUGCCACCACUCCGGAGCAUUCAUUCGACCAGCACCUCAACAUCAGCGAGAUCGAGGCGGAGGCGGCGGCCACGGCCGAGCAGGGUCACUUCUCCCCGCUGCCCCUGCUGCCUACGGGAUCGCGGAUGGGUCUGAUGGCCCACGACGGACAGAUAGUCAUCGCCACCGAGUCCUCGGAGUCCGGAUUCAUGGAGCACGCGUGGACCGACCAUGUGGAUCUCUCCUCAGCCAUUUCAGUGUCCGGCUUCCCCAGCCACGGCAGCAACUUUGCCGUCUCCUACGUGGUGCCCACGGCUGCUUCCACGCCGUUCGAUCCCCAGCAACUGCAAAUCGGUCAGUUGGUGCAAAUGGCUGACUCCACGCAGUUGGCCGUGCUGGCCGCCGUCGAGGAGUCCAUGGAAACCUCCACCCAGUUGGCUGUGCUCUCCACCAGCUUCGAGGAGCCUAAAUUGUCCCCGCCCGCCGGAGAAUCCGUUGAAAUCUCCGCUCAGUUGACUGAGUUGCCAGUUGAAGAUCAGGAGGAGGCGAUGACUGAAAUUGAGGAGCAGCAUGAGGCCUCUGAGAAGUCGGAGUUUUUGACCGAAAUAGUACAGCACGAAGAAGACAACACACAGUCGGAAGAGCCUCCUGUUUUAGAGGAAACUGAGCAAGUCGAGGAAGAGGCAUCCAAUAAUAAGCGGAAGCUGGCUGAACUAGAAGCAGAGGAGCAUGAAGAGGAAAAGGUCUUGGAGGAGAUCCAGGCGGCGGUGGAGGAGACAGUGGUAGAGGAGUUACGUCCCAAAAGCGUGGAGCUGCAGGAGGAAGCCACUGAUGAACCCCCACUCAAGCGAAAAAGAACCCGUAGUCUGAAGGCCUCGCAAGCCAACCAAGCCAAAAUCGAACCCGCUCCGGCUGAGGUCAAUGCCAAACUGCAGUCUGGCAAGGGCGCCUUUCGAAAGGUGCGCAGCAAGGCGAAGAAGGACAACGCCAAGCCAACGAAGGGCAAGUGCCGGUGCGGCAUCUCCGGUUCCGCCAACCCUCUCACCACCUGCCGCAACUCGCGCUGCCAUUGCUACACCUCUGGCAACAGUUGUGCCGAUUGCAACUGCGUGGGCUGCAAGAAUCCCCAUAAAGAGGACUUUGUGGAGAGCGACGAGGAUGAGGACGAAGUGCUGACAGAGCCAGAACCAGGGCCGAUGGAGAAAUCCGAGGAACCAGCAGAAAGUGCUAAGGAGGAGGAGAAGAGCCGGGAUUGUGCUCAGCCCCCUCAUCCAGAGCCAUCGAACGACGGCAUCAGCUUGGUUCCUCUGAGUAAUCUGCAGCACUCUCAGCAUCCCUUGGUGUUGGUCCAGAAUGAAAAAGGCGAGUACCAGGGAUUUAACAUCUUCCAGGGCAACAAGCCCGUCGAUCCAACCACUGUUGGCUUCAUUCGCGUCCAGCUGCAGAACAACGAUGGCAACAGCUCCAUUCCACAGUACGCCUACGUGAUGCCACAGCCUGCUAUUCCGGAUCCUCCACUCCCAGCACCAGCUCCCAUGCUAUCGCCACCUCCUCCACCGCCUCCGGAGAGAGAGGUCCUCGAGCCGUCGCCCAAGAAGUUCAGAAGCAGCAGAACUCGAAGGGGCAGGCCGAACUACUCGGCCCUCGACACGGUGGACGAACUUGUCAGUGGCGGAUCGAGGAGCAACUCUGCCGCUGGCGACAGACUGUCCGCCACUGACAACGCCCACUCGUUGUUCGAGGAGAUCAUGUCCGGCUCGGAUGACUUGUAAGGCGUCUCUUCCAUAGAUGUUGUGUUAUCCCUGAUUUUUUUUUUUUUUUUUUUACCUGUAUUUUUAAAUGCCCAGACGAAUGUUAUGUGUUAAUCAUAACUAGUCAUAGGCCUGGGCAUUAUCACCCCUGAGCCCCUUACUUUAUUGGAUUCGUGUUCGUAACAUAUUUCUUAGAUCCUCUACUCAUGAAACAGCCACUCAACUCCUAAAUAUCUUAUGGGAUCAUUUUCCAACAUGAGGAUUCCCCAGUCUGUUUGUAAUCAUCCAGCAAACGUUUCCAAAACUCAUUUUUUUUAUUAAUUAUUAAGCAGGUAAUAUUCGCUACAGAUAUGUAAGCAAUUCUGCAGCUACCGCAGGAAAUGUGUAUUUAAGGGCAAAGCAAUAGUCACAAUUAAGGAGUUUUCGUUAAACGAACAUCGAAUUAUUAAAUAACUUUAAUGCUUUGCUCGAAAUGCGGUUGCUGUGAGCCAAAAAAAAAACUUUUUUUUUCUAAAUUAAGCCCUUUUUUUUCAUAGACUAAGACAUUUUUUUGAGCAUGAAUUUUUUUGAGCACGUGAACCUAAUCUUAAGAAACAAUAAUACAAACAUAGCCAUAUAUAGCCAAAAUAUAUAUGCGAAAACAUUACUCUAAAAUAUUCAACAAAGGCAAAUAAAUAUGAGCAUUGCUGAAAAUAAAACC
Molecule: messenger RNA, 3289 nt
Organism: Drosophila ficusphila
Lineage: Eukaryota; Metazoa; Arthropoda; Insecta; Diptera; Drosophilidae
Gene: msl-2
Product: E3 ubiquitin-protein ligase msl-2
Exons: 3
Coding region: 310-2610 (766 amino acids)
Cellular component (GO): MSL complex
Molecular function (GO): ubiquitin protein ligase activity
Source: RefSeq, a predicted model, not a curated record